UAAUUCUAUACAUCUGUUUAAAAUGUGUUCCACAUUAAAGUUAAUUAAGCAUUAUUAAUAUUGCACAAAGUGAUGCACAGCAUUCUUUUCUUAACAGAAGCUAUAAUUUGCUUUGUCAGUGGCUUUAGUAUUUAUUGUAUGUUCUAUAUAGACGUCUAUAAAAAAUACGGUAACAAUGUUUUUUCAUCUUAGCUAUACAUAUGCAGAUAGAAACAACUGAUAAAAUCUGCAAACUGCACACGAGUUGAAGAACCACAAAACUUGACUGUAAUUAAACGUAAACCAAACUAGUUGAUUAUGUACACUAUGUGUUUUUAGUAUUUUAAUACUUCUUGAAUUAAUUUAACAUUCGUUUUCAAAUCCGGUUACAAAUAAAAAUAUUACAAAUCAGGUUUAUGCUUACUCCAUAGAAUGCAAAUUACACCACCAUUUGUUCAAGCAAGUAAAAGACGUUGCGAUUCUGUGGUAAUAAUACGGUGUUGCGACCUGUCUAGAGCGUACAUAGACGCCUAGAUAGUUAACAUGUCAUUGGUAUUUUACCGAUACGUAACUGAUAUCACAUUAUCGGUCAACCGCACAGCCAGUGCUUUGUCCUAUACAUGCAGAUAGUGAAAGGUAAUUCCUAAAGGCCAGGAGCAUUAAGAGGAUGUUUGAAUGAAAUCAAAUUUAUUUCUUUUGCACGAUUGAAGGCAAAUUAUCAGUCGCUUAGAUAAUUUCAUGUUCAACUAAACUUUAGUUACGAAGUUUUCUCUUAGCCGAUUAAUAGCCUGUAUACCCUGUGCCUCCCAGUUGCGCACUCUUUUGGAAGCGAAACAAAAACACUCCUCCGCAAACAGAAUCACCUUGACAUUAGUAAGCAAAUCCACUUCAACUACAGCAAAUGCCACCACCAAAGCUUUUGGACGUAAACAUUGAAAGCAUACCCAUUCUGGAAGUCGCACUAUAUAUCUGCCAUUAAGUAAUUCAAUUUCUACGUCGUGCAAGUCUGCAAUUUAACCUAAAUACGUGCAUUUAAACGUAACAGCACAAAAGUGCUUUACCAGUAAGACAUGUUUUAACAAUAUGAUCUGGAGCAAUGUUAUGUAAUGUGUAAAGGAUGCUUUGCACAAAACAAAAAGUAUUUUUUUCAAAAGCCCUAAAAAGGAUUUUUUAUAAAGAAAAAUUAUUUUAAUCUUUGGAAUUUAAAACAAACCAAACCACAAUUGUUUCGUUGCAUAUAUUCCGAAGAUAACGUGCAGGUCUGGAAACAUGCAAUACAUACCAAUUUUAUGUAUUAAGCAUUCCGUUAGCCACAUUUUGUAAUACCCAAUAGCGGGAAGUAAGGUUCCCUUUCGCUUUCACCGGUUAUUUAUUAAUGCAGGUUGUCUCCAAAAGUGUCAAAAUCUUGAAACUCGUUUUGUACAGACUCUACUACUACAAGCUAAUAUUGUUUUUGAUUCAGUUUUUGUGAAAGGCAAACGUUUACAAAGCGAUUGAUUUUCCUUCUAUGUUUAGUAUGCGCAUCUAAGGAAGGUCAGAUCGGCUCUGUUAACCGAUGUACAGCUUUCAAUUGUAUUGGAAGACGAUUAAGCUCCAUGAAAGUACUGAUGAAUCGUGACCCUCUCAGGUCUUCGCUGGGGACUUUAUUGAAUGGAAACUGUAAACCUAUAUGUAUUUUUUCACAUAAGUCUCAUACAUAAGUCUUAAAAUAUAUAGUAAUUUUAAAAAAUGAUCAAAUAUUUUUGUUUUUGAAAAAUGUUGUUUGAACAGUACAAUAAAUACGUAUUUUUCUAUAACUACAUGCAAUGUAUAAUUACAUUACAUUACAAUAUUGCUAAACGAUCACGAAAAAAAAGAAUCACAGCCACCAAUUAUGUUACCAUCCCAUCGCAGAGUUAAGUUCGCUAAAACUGAGACCAAAACGUUGGUAGGGGCACAUGAGCAUCUCGACCAUGCGGAAUGCGCCAGCUGCGAAUAAGCGGCUGAUACUUCGUGCACGACAUUCCAGUUUCACUCGGGCACACGACCUGACGCGACGUGAAGCGCUGCAAUCGCAGACAAACCGUACGAUCAACAUCGUAGUCUUUGUUUGAGCUUUCCGUGCAUCCUGAUUACUUUUUCCAUAUUACAUUUACUUCUGUAGUUGCUAGCUACAACAGCAAUAAUGUAUGAACAAAGUAAUAGAUCACGAAUAUGGUGUUUACUGAUGCUGCUACUCAUGAAUGAGUCACUUGCGCUACAUUCAUCCUAUAUGGAAACAGUAAAGCAAUGGAACCUACUGAACUAUAAUUUCCCAUGGGACUAUCCUGUAUCGAAUAAAGAUUUUUACAAUGCUGAAAACGUUGUUGCGACUGGAAUCGAGGUUGGAUAUGAUCGAAUCUUUCUUGCCACACCACGACUGUUCGCGGGAGUUCCAGCGACAUUAUCUUCCAUUUCCCGGGACAGUUACGGUGAUUCGCCGACUCUUGAAGCAUACCCAUCCUGGAGUCACCAUCGAGCCGGCACAAAUGAAUACAACUGCUCGGACAUUGGGCUUGUGUCCGUUUACCGCAUCCGGAUUGAUUCGUGCAAUCGUCUCUGGGCGUUAGAUGCCGGUGUUUCACGAUCACUAGAGGAUUUCGAAAUUACUUGCCCUCCAAAAAUACUCGUAUACGAUCUGUACACCAACCAAGUGGUACGGAGAAUCGAUUUCCCUACGGAAGUUAUCCGGGGUGAAUCGCUGUUUACCAAUAUCAUCGUGGAUGAGACUACGUCCAGUAAAGAGAACCAUUGUGAUGAUGUUUUUGUCUACAUAACUGAUACGGUAGCACCGGGCAUUGUUGUGUUUGACAGUGGAAAAGAUCUCACGUGGCGACUUUCUCAUCCUGCAAUGUAUCCGGAUCCCGAUUUCGCCGAGUCAAGGAUUCACGAACAUCGUUUCACGCUGAUGGAUGGUGUGGUUGGGUUGGCGUUUGAUCCGGAAGCAGCUAUUCUAUACUUCCAACCUCUGGCGACAGAUCGUCUCUUCUCGGUCAGCACAGCCGCACUGCGUCUCGGGCCUCUAGAAUUUGGCAAAGAUCUCCCCGUAAAGCUGGUUGGACGCAAAUCGUCCCAAGGAAUCGGUCUGGCGGCUGCACCGCGAGGUGGAACAAUUUUCUACUCCCCUCUAUCAGAAACAGCCGUAGCUUCGUGGAAUCCACGCACCAAUGAACACAGCCUACUCGCCCAAGACAAGGAAAGAAUUCAGUUUGCCGCUGAUCUACGUACACCUGAUCGUGAUGGUACAGCUCUCUACAUACUGACGUCCAAAUUUCAUCGUUUUUAUCUAAAAAACCUCAAUGCCAAUGAAAUUAAUACUCGCAUUUUGCGCAUCGAUGGCGUUGUUAAGCGCAGCACUACUCAACAACAGACUACACAUUUUUCCAACCAGCAUAGAUUUGCACCAACGAGAUCAAGCUAUGAAACUGUUUCCAGCAACAGUUUUUACAGUUUGCCUACAUCUUCUUUAAGUCCAAAACCACUGCCAGUUAGUUCCUCCCUAUCGUCUAAUGAUGUCAAAUCUUAUGCAACAUUUGUACAGAAUUUUUAUCGGAAACAGCCACAACCGUAUAAUUACGAACCUGUCGCAGUUAUCGACAAAACAAAGCCAAUCAAUCCCUUUUUCAUAUUGAACAGUGGUGAGAAAACGUUUCCACCACCACAUGUACCAAGGCCACGAUUUGGACUAAAUGGUGAAGUAUUUAUUCAGAAAGUAAAUCCUCACUUCAAUGACUUCAAUGGGUUACGAUUUCAGAAAAGCAUACAUUUCAACGAUUCUACUGUUCUACACUAGUUCAAGUAUAUUAAGAUAGAUUGUUGUGAAAAUAUUCUAUUUGUUUUUCAAUUUCCAUGCUCUUAUCUGAAUCCGAAUUAGCUUGAAAUCCCAUUACCAUUGUUUCCAAUCGAUUUUUGUGACCUGUGGGUUACUUUUCUUGUCCAUAAUAUUGCUUUAAAAGAAACGCGAACGCGUACUACGUUAGCAAGCUUAAAUUUGCGAAUAUUUUAACAUUUACAUUGUCUUGAACAUCUUUUUGAUUUGCCAUAAUUAAAUGUAAUUGAAUGAUUUGUGUAGCCAUUACUUCUCGUUUACACUGCAUUUCUGCUAAUUCGAAACCAAUUACGAAGUUGCCUUCAAAUAAUAUAUUACAAAAACUAAAGCACCGAUCAUCAUGUUCAUUAGAUUUGUCCCAAUCUUUAUAUUUAUUAUAUUGAAUAACCUUUUUUCCAUAUUUAUCUUUAACCGGGAACAAAUGCGUGAUUGAAGUAAAGCUAUCCAUCAAUUGUUAGUACUAGAGUCAGUGGCGGAUUUACACUUGUGGAACGUGUGGGGUGCUAAGCGUGAAAGCAAACGGGCCUCUGCGAAAUUCAUGGAUUGAGAAAAUAGUUCUGAUGUUAUACACUGGUGAGCACUGAGACCUCCGCGCCUACUUAGUCCGCUUACCGUUGAACCCGUCACAAACUGGGGUCAAUGUUGUUUAUAAUUACGAUUUAGACCAAAUAUAUCAAUGAAUAUAUCGAUGGGUGCGAAUGCCAAUAAUUUUUUUAAUGGAAUAAAGAACAAUCAUAGUUAAGCAAUAUAAAAAGAUAUACAGAAAGAGUUAUCUACGCUACAUAUACUCAUUUAGCGAGGAAGAGAAAAAUGAAAAGAAAUAAAGAAAAAUGUGUUGGUUAAGAAAACAUUGUAAAUAAAAACGUAUCUUAAUAAACCGAUUUGUUACUGUUGCUAUUCGAAAAACAAA
Molecule: messenger RNA, 4736 nt
Organism: Anopheles funestus (African malaria mosquito)
Lineage: Eukaryota; Metazoa; Arthropoda; Insecta; Diptera; Culicidae
Product: major royal jelly protein 1-like
Exons: 4
Coding region: 2144-3790 (548 amino acids)
Cellular component (GO): extracellular region
Source: RefSeq, a predicted model, not a curated record